CAGAUCUAUACGGGUACUUAGUGCUGACUACCCCCCUGCCCCUUAAGUAAUCUUCAAGGUAAGUACGACCAUGUCUUGGUCAAACACAAAAGCAAACUCAACAUCUACAUUUAACAGACAUUCCAUUUCUCCCAUCCCACAAAGACACAAUGAAUACCACCUAUCAACACCAAGAUCAGUGCCUGGAUUCCAUCCCAGUCACAUGAUCCCACUGAUAGAUGGCGCCUUAUGUAAUCACCCCUUAUCGGACAGUUAUACAAAUCCAGCCAUUCUUCAGCUUCAAAAUCCCAUUCAAUCCCACCACAACCGGACAAUUGGACCCUCAUCAUGGCCGAUACCACGCAGGACAACCCGCAAAAUGAUUUCUACGUCCUGGUCACAGGCGCAAACAGCGGCGUCGGCUUCGACAUCUGCAAACGCCUCAUACUCGACUUCCCACUCACCCACCCGGCAACCCACCACCUAACCAUAAUUUUCACCACCCGCAGCUCCCAAAAAGCCACCGACACCCUACGCCGCCUACAAACCCACCUCCCCCCAUCCUCCUCCAACACCACCACCACCAAAUCCACCAGCCAAAUAACCCUCCACCCGGAAACCGUCGACCUCUCCAACCUCCUCUCCGUCCGCGCCCUCUCCCACCGCCUCACAACCACCCUCCCCCACCUCGACAGCAUAAUCCUCAACGCCGGCAUCGGCGGCUGGACCGGCAUAAACUGGCCGUCCGCCAUCUUCGGCGUUCUCACUGACCUCGUCCACCAAGUAACAUGGUUCACACACAAAGUCGCCCCCACCGGAAUGGUCACAUCCCCGCAGACCACAUCCACGAAUCCCGAACCCCGUCUGGGGGCGAUUUUCUGUGCCAAUGUGUUCGGACACUACAUGCUUUCCCAUAAUCUCAUGCCCCUAUUGCAUAGAUCUACCCAACCGGGGAGGGUCAUCUGGAUGUCUAGUCUCGAGGCCACGAUCCAGCAUUUCAAUGUGGAGGAUAUGCAAGGUCUGAGGACGAAUGUGCCUUAUGAGUCGUCGAAAACGCUCACGGAUAUUUUGGCCCUCACGGCGGAUUUACCAUCUACGAGUCCUUGGGUUGAGGGGUUUUAUUCUUGCUCUGCCGCCUCGGGUUCUACUGAUUCCGAUACGGGUACGCGGGAAGUUAAGGAGACAGGGGCGCCGAAGACGUACCUCGCUCACCCCGGGAUCUGCGGAACGGGGAUCCUGCCUCUUGCGCUGCCGCUUUUCUGGGCUAUGAUUGCGGCGUUUUGGUUGGCGAGGAUGUUGGGAUCGCCGUGGCAUACGCUGUCGACGUAUGCGGGGGCGAGUGCGCCGGUGUGGUUGGCUGUGUCGGGGCAGAAGGAGCUGGAUGAGGCGGAGGAGAAGUAUCGGGGUCAUGGUGGGGGGAGGGGAUCGGGUGGUUUCGACGGAGGUGGAGGGAUGGGGUCAUGGGGGGUGGUUGGGGGGGCGGUGGUGGAGGAGGAUCGAUUGAGGAGGAGGAAGCGUGGGAUGAGGGAUUUGACGGCGGAGGAGAAGAUGGAGUUUGAGGAGUUGGGGAGGAAGUGUUGGAGGCAGAUGGAGGAGUUGAGGGUGCAGUGGGAGGAGAUUUUGGAGAGGGAGGAGAGGGAGAAGCGGGUUAAUGUUUGAGUGUAUGAUUAUGAGGGUGCUGGGGAUUGCAUAGAUGUAGCAUAUACGGGGAUAUAAUUUAGAUAUAGAUAAUGUGUAAG
Molecule: messenger RNA, 1718 nt
Organism: Aspergillus sclerotioniger CBS 115572
Lineage: Eukaryota; Fungi; Ascomycota; Eurotiomycetes; Eurotiales; Aspergillaceae
Product: 3-keto-steroid reductase
Exons: 3
Coding region: 328-1638 (436 amino acids)
Biological process (GO): ergosterol biosynthetic process
Cellular component (GO): endoplasmic reticulum membrane; mitochondrial outer membrane; lipid droplet
Molecular function (GO): 3-beta-hydroxysteroid 3-dehydrogenase (NADP+) activity
Source: RefSeq, a predicted model, not a curated record